This is a messenger RNA of Gasterosteus aculeatus aculeatus (three-spined stickleback), 2720 nucleotides long. Its product is annotated as E3 ubiquitin-protein ligase RNF38-like. Lineage: Eukaryota; Metazoa; Chordata; Actinopteri; Perciformes; Gasterosteidae. The record is from RefSeq and is a predicted model, not a curated record. Gene Ontology annotation, biological process: protein ubiquitination. Gene Ontology annotation, molecular function: ubiquitin protein ligase activity.
GAGAUGUGAAACUCCCAUUGAUUGAUCUCCACACACUCCCCGCUGACCAGAGAAAACACUCGAUAGCGAAUGCGAGAGGGGAUUUAAAUUUGACAAAUAUUUACCCACGGACCCUGACGGGAAAGGUGGCCGUUGUCUCGUGCGGCCCGAGAUGCCUCUGAAAACCCGCGCGGACACCGCUCGGAGGUAACGCGGAGGACCGAGAGACGCGUAAAAGCGGCACAACGGGGAGGCUCCUGCCCCGUUUCCCCCUCUCUCUCUCCCUGCCUCCCUCCCUCUCGCCUGCCCGCCCGCCAUCAUCAUCGCGUCCAUCCACCGCAGCCCUCGACGACCAUGGACCCCCCGAGGACUCGCUCGCGAUCUCGGUCCGGCUUCUACCAUUUCGGCAUGAGCGGCAACGUCGGAAGCAACGGCGGCGGUAACGCGGUCGGUAUCGGCGGCUUGAUGAUGCCUGCCGGAGCAGCAGGAGGAGCAGGAGGAGGAGGAGGAGGGGGGAGCUACGCGCAGCAGAGCAACCCCGGCUGGGCUCCGCACCACGGGGGUCGCAGCUACCCUGAGAGCCAGCAGCAGCAGCAGCAGCACCCGCCCCAGGGGAGCUACCUGUCCGCGGGGGCGCAGCGCCACUCCUUGCUCGGAGCUCACAGACACCCCGGGGCCGGAGGAGUGCUACAUUUUCAUCCCGAUAAUGUUUGCGAGGAUCGGGACAAAAUGGAAGACAGCCCAAGCCCGAAAAGGCAGCGUCUUUCCCAGCAGGCCAUGUUGGAUAUAAACUCCGCCCCUCCCUCUACUCCUUCCUCUCCCAUUCGCCCCUGGGAGUUGCCUCCCAGUCGCAGACCACACCCCCACUACAUGCCAGAGCGGUGCCACACGCCUGUCCGCAACCGACGCAGCCCUCCAAUGAGACGCCAGCGUGGCCGGAGAGACCGCCUGACCCGCCAUCACCACCACCACCACCACGCCCACAACAACAACCACCACCACCACUACAACAGCAACAACAACAAUCAUCACCACCACCACCACCCCAACGCCCAUCAUCACCACCAUCACCCCCACCACCUGCACUCCCACCACGGCCCAUUGCCAGGCCACCACGAUGAGAACUACCGCCACCCGGCUCCCCCUCAGGGCUACCCACCCUUCAGCCAGCAGCCUCCACGGGGGCCGGGGCUGGAAGAGCGGCCGGGGCACCAUCCCCCGAAUCCCUCGCCAAGGCCCCUCCACCAAUCGCCGAACCUGUCUCCCAGGCUGCUGCACCCUGUGGGCCAUCCACAGCACCCCCACCCCCACCCAUCCCAGCAGAGCAGUGUGGUGCUGGACCUCCAUGAGCAGGGUUCAGCUCCAGUGUCGUAUCCUUUGUCUCCUCCGGGAGCGCCACCGGGCCUGCCGCCUCGCUCCACUCCUCAGCAGAUCCCAGCAUGCUCGGUAGUCUUCAGUGGACAGCACUAUCCCGUCUGCAGCGUCCCUCCUCCUGUUCUUCAGACUUGUUCUGUGCAGCACUUGCCCAUGCCCUACCCGUUCCCGUCAUUGCUGUCCAGCGACCCAGCCUUCCUGCUCCCUCCGCCUCACCUCACCCACCCCUCAGCGCACCUUUCCCACCACCCACCUCACCUGCCGCAGCCCGGACAGUUUGGACCGUAUCCGACGCAGCAGGCCCGAUCGCCGCUACAGAGGAUAGAGAACGAAGUGGAGCUCCUCGGAGAACACCUGUCUUUGGGUGCCGGGCUCCACUAUCCUCCCGCCACCCACCCCGCCCUCACUCCACACUCCGCCCAGCUUCACUUCCUCUCCCAUGAGCCCCUGCCACAGGAAUUCUUUGGAGUGUCCUAUCCCAACUUCAUCCCCCGGCGUCUCCCGGGGCGACGGUACCGAUCACAACAGCCACUGCCACCUUCGCCUUACCACCCCAGCCUCCUGCCUUACUUCCUUUCAAUGCUGCCAGUCCAGCCAACAGGACCUGCGAUCAGUCUAGAGCUGGAUGUAGACGAUGGAGAAGUGGAAAAUUAUGAGGCCCUCCUGAACCUCGCUGAACGUCUGGGGGAGGCCAAACUCCGGGGACUAACCAAGGGAGACAUCGAACAGCUUCCUUCAUAUCGGUUCAAUCCAAAUAACCAUCAGUCUGAACAAACCCUCUGUGUGGUGUGCAUGAGUGAUUUUGAGUCCCGCCAGCUGCUGCGAGUCCUUCCCUGCAGCCACGAGUUCCACGGGAAGUGUGUUGACAAGUGGCUACGGGCUAACAGAACGUGUCCCAUUUGUCGGGCCGACGCCUCGGAGGUCCAGAGAGACUCGGAGUGACCAUGUGAGGGAGACAGCUGCUCCUCCAUGUUCGGCAUAACCUGCUCCUGAUAUAUUAAUACACAUGUACGAGCUUACACGCACACACACACACCCCACUUUGUUUUUGUGCAGCACUUUCCGCCUGUUUGUUAUCCUUUCGAUAUUGAUCCCUUCUUCCUUAUUUUUGAAUCUGAUCAGAGUCCCUCUUCAGCAGUUAUUUGUUCAUAUGAAAGCAAGCUGCCACAUCUCUUUUUUGAAUUUCACCAUCCAUGACCACUAUUCUGCUAGUUGUGUGGCAUGGAUCUGUGUGUGUCUGUGUGUGUUACACGUGCAUGCACUAUUACCGUGCAAGCGUUGAUUCGUCAGCCGUGUAGUGGCUGUGGCACGUGUGUGUGUGUGUGUGUGUGUGUGUGUGUGUGUGUGUGUGUGUGUGUGUGUGUGUG